AUGCCUGGAAAUGGAGAAAAGCGUGAUAGUGCUCCCUCCCACCUCAUUCUUCCAUCCCGAAAUAGCACCGCAAUACCCAUCAAAUCACCUCAAACAUUAAAUGCAAAGCCAAGUAGAACGCCCUCUCCCAAAAAAGAAACAUUCCCACCUCCUAGGAGGUCUUGCUACGAUGCAAUUCCACCAGUGCCUGGAUCAAUUCCCACUCAAGCCUCACCCUUUGGCAUAUUUCCCACAGGAUCAGGAGAGCACAAUGAUCCGGCUGGCAUUGCGAAGGAUGGUCAGCAAGCAUCCAAGAAUCCCCUAGAUGGAUCGCAACUGCCUUUAUCCUCGCUCAAUAAUCCUUCCAAUAAGACGCUUUUUGAUAUAUACGCGCCGUCAUAUAUUCCUCUAUGGCUAAGAGCAGUGAACGAGUCAAUCGCUGUACCUAGAUUCUGUUCCUCGCCUAACACAAUCAAUUUUACGGAGUACAUUGGGAGCUUUGCAGGCCGUCUAGUCUUGCAGCCGCUUGCACCAGUCCAACUACCUGCGAUACACAGUGUCCCCGUGGUCGAAUCCGUUUCACCUGAUUCACUUACUGCGGAGAAUUAUGCAGCUUACUUUAGGGAAGCAUUGCAAAAUGAGAUAGCAGCACAGGCUACGGAGCUGAGAUACUCAAACAUCUUCGCGGCACCUUUCGAGUUGCAAGACCCGGUGCAACAGCUCUUUCGAGUCAAAAUCCCUGGCAUUCGCGAAAACUCACCGAGGAUUGACCUUGGAGAUGUCGUUCUUGUUAGGCCACUGUUCCAUCGUUCUGAUGUGCAAGAGCUUACAGAGGUCUGGUCAGCGUCGGGUGGAGGCAAAGAGAGAGGUUUAUGUGCACCUGCUUUCGCUGGUCUCGAGUUCCAUGCAAUUGUGUGGGGAGUAGCACGUCCUAAGGAAGAGGUCCAUCUCCGUGUUGAUGGUCUUACGCAGCGGACCUGCAACAUCAUGUUUGCCGUCCAGGAGCAUCAAACCACACCAGUAGCACGAAGUAUAGCGUGCACUGCUGAGGCUCUACGAGCUUCCCGUUCAGCCAUGGCCAAAUCCAACUGGCUGAGCAGAAUGCUUUUCCCAACACCAUUUGACGCAGUCGUGCAAUCAACAUUACCGAGGGGCACCUUCCCUGAUAUGAAAUGGUUUGACACACAACUCAAUUACGAACAACAGAAAGCUGUCAGUGCUGUUGUUGAUUUGAGCUUUGGCAAUGUACCCUACCUUAUCUCUGGCCCUCCAGGCACUGGCAAGACGAAGACAAUUGUCGAGAUUACUCUGCAGCUCUUGCAAAGACCACAGCACCCAGCUACCGGUCAGGGCAGCCCCCAGCAAGCACCACACAUUCUUCUCUGUGCGCCCUCUGAUCCCGCGGCUGAUACAUUAGCUUCUCGCUUGGCCAGUUCGUUGACACCUGCGGAGCUGUUUCGUCUUAAUGGAUGGUCAAGAUCUUUCCCUGAAGUUCCCGGCCGCCUUCUACCAUAUUCCUAUGUGGACAAAGACCUCUUCUCGUUACCAAGCUUUGAAAGGAUCAUGUCCUACAAAGUAGUUGUGACUACCUGUCGUGAUGCUGAUAUGCUUGUCCGCGCUCGGCUUACGAAUGAGGCUCUGGGUUAUCUAGCAAGAAGCACAUUGCGCGCAGUCGCCCCAAGUGCACAUGCAGCUGUCAAUGAACUUCAGCUGCUACACUGGACAGCGUUAUUGGUGGAUGAGGCAGCACAAGCAACAGAGCCCGAGGCACUGAUUCCGCUAAUGGUUGUGACGCCGUCAAUUGAGAGCCAGGUAAAUACGCAGGUUCUGUCCUCCUUGCCUCAAUUCAUCAUGGCGGGCGAUGAAUAUCAACUUGGGCCCCGACUCUACUCGGGAUGUACUUCUGCCCUUUCAACCUCUCUGUUCGCUCGUCUCUUUUCUCGUGCCUUCUAUGCACAGCAUCCUCUUUCCCGGCAAAAGGGCUGCCCAAGACUGACGGCGUCGAUGCUUCCGAUGAACCGUCCAGCAUUCACUAACCUAUUUCGCAAUUACCGUUCGCAUCCGGCCAUCCUAUCUGUACCUUCUCAACUAUUCUAUGGUGACACGCUGAUUCCCGAAAAAAAUACCCUCUCUGACAUAAUCCGAACCUGGCCAGGCUGGAAGUCUCCCCACGGCUGGCCUGUACUGUUCGUGCAAAACACCACUCCUGAUACUGUUGAGUCUGUUCUAAGCGGUAAUGGAUUGGGCGCAGGCGCGCUCUACAAUUAUGGCGAAAUAAUGAAGGCGCUUCGACUGGUACAGAAACUCCUUGAGCAUCACACGAUCGACUAUCAGUUGAGUGAACACAUCAGACAGGAUGAGAUUGUUGUGAUAAGUCCUUUCAAAGCUCAAGUACAUCUUCUGAGAAAGACUUUCCGGGAGAACAAUCUAUAUGGUGUCAACAUUGGUCCCCUAGAGGCAUUCCAAGGAUUGGAGUCGAGGAUUGUUGUGCUUUGUACGACUAGAACCAGAAGAGGCGUGGAUGAUAAUGCAGCGAGAUUCGUGAAAGACGAUCAGGAACGAGGAAUAGGCGUGAUAGGACAGCCGAAGAGGUUCAAUGUUGCCAUCACAAGAGCCAAAGAAGGUCUGGUUGUUUUAGGAGAUCCGGAAACCCUGACCGUGGAAGGUGAUCCAUGCUGGGAGGCUUUCAUUAGCUUCUGUGCCAGAAACGGCUGUUUGGUAUCCCAGAAUAAGGAAUCCUCCGACUUGGGUUGGUCAGAGAAGUUUACCGAUCAAGAAAGGUUCAAGAAAGGUAGACUGGAGAAUGCAUUGGUGUUUGCUGUAGAUCUGAAGAUGAGAGAGGCUGCCAGAACAGAGCGGAAAGGUUUCGGAUACCCUGAAUCACCAACGACGAGACGGCGGAAAGGGGUCUCACUCAAGGGCCAGAUGCUUACGACUGAUGAUGAAAUGUGGAAGAGAGGUCUGCAGAUGGCAGAAGAUAUUCAGGAGUCUACAUUGCUUGAGGACGAGGACGAGGAUCAACAAGCUGAAAAGGAGCAGGAGGAAAGCCCAGAUCCGUGGAAUUCCGAGCGAUAUCCUGCAAGCAGGAAAGAGGAGCUGACUAGGAAGGACCGUCUUACAGAGGAGUCUCUCGGAGCGAGUCCGACACUGACUGCCAUCACAGCCAAGAGUAAUGUUGAGGGUGAGAAACGAGUCUUCUCUUCUGAGGGUGCAAAGGAGUUCGAUCGAGAUCCCAAGGCUGAAUUUGAGAAGAUGGACUGUGCUACGCAAUAG
Molecule: messenger RNA, 3252 nt
Organism: Endocarpon pusillum Z07020
Lineage: Eukaryota; Fungi; Ascomycota; Eurotiomycetes; Verrucariales; Verrucariaceae
Exons: 1
Coding region: 1-3252 (1083 amino acids)
Biological process (GO): regulatory ncRNA-mediated post-transcriptional gene silencing
Cellular component (GO): cytosol; P granule
Molecular function (GO): helicase activity
Source: RefSeq, a predicted model, not a curated record